This is a messenger RNA of Sphaerodactylus townsendi, 386 nucleotides long. RefSeq names its product delta-like protein B. The transcript is spliced from 2 exons. Gene Ontology annotation, cellular component: membrane. Gene Ontology annotation, biological process: multicellular organism development; Notch signaling pathway. The record is from RefSeq and is a predicted model, not a curated record. Lineage: Eukaryota; Metazoa; Chordata; Lepidosauria; Squamata; Sphaerodactylidae. Bases 45 to 386 code for a protein of 113 amino acids.
AGGGACCGCGGCGCCCCACUCCGUCCGCCCGGCUGCUGGUCCCCAUGGCUGCGCUCCUGGCCGCCGCCUUGGCCCUGCUCGGCGCCCAGCUGGCGAGACCGGCUGGCGUCUUUGAGCUCCAGGUGCACUCCUUCACCACCAGCAGCCCGCACAGUUGGUGCCGCGGUGCCCAUCCCUGCCGCCUCUUCUUCCGCGUCUGCCUCAAGCACGCCCAGGCUGUGGUGUCACCCGAACCGCCCUGCACCUUCGGGGCAGCCCUCAGUGACCUUGUUCCAGCUGACCGCAGCGCGGCAGCCACCAGUGGGCCCAUCCGGGUCCCGUUCCACUUCAAGUGGCCGGUGAGGUCCUUCCCAGCGGCCCAGCACCCUCCAGACACCUCCGCUUAG